Molecule: messenger RNA, 762 nt
Organism: Symbiodinium necroappetens
Lineage: Eukaryota; Dinophyceae; Suessiales; Symbiodiniaceae
Source: the annotation of a GenBank genome assembly
AUGGUGCUGGUGGAAGAGAUUGUGGAUGAGCCACAGGCAAGCUCGGGCUAUCCGAGUUCAGCUACCUCGUCCACUUUGAACCGAGGCUUUCUCGAGAAGGCAAAGGACAAGCCAUUGUACGGUCCAGAGGGCUCGGCAGAAGGGAAGGUUGACCCCAACACACACAAGGCGCACACCGAGCACAAACUCAACCAGGACCUCAAUGCCGGGAUGAACCGCGGUGCCGCCGAGAACAAUGGCAUAGAGAGACCUCCCUGGUACACAAAAGAGUGGCCGAAGGACUGCCAGUACAACUCGCCUGGAUGCACGCUGGACGACAUGGAAACUUCCGCCCACAAGUCGGACAUCCACAAGGACAUGGUGAGGGCCUCUGCGCGCUGGCAUGAUGCACUCGCCCCAGGUGUCCAGUCCAUGAGAUUCAGCUUUCUCCAGGCAACUGAUGAGGAUCUUGCUGAAGUCAUCGAGAAGCUGAAAGGCAACGAGGAUGUGACGGAACUUGACUUGUCACACAACCACAUCAAAGAUGCAGGCAUACAGGCUUUGGUUGCAGCUUUGUCGAGUGGAGCAGCUCCAAAGCUCCGAGAGCUCAAAGUGUACAGUAACGAGUUCGGGAAGCUGGGCGAGACGAUGCUCACGCAGGGCCUGCCCAUUUUCAGAAAGAAUUUGCAGGUGCAAUGGAAAGAGCCCAGCUGGGCGAAAAUCGUCCGCGAGGAAGUCUCCCAAGCUAAGGCCGGCACCGCUGCUGCACCGCCAGCUGCCUGA